This is a messenger RNA of Penicillium paradoxum, 1410 nucleotides long. RefSeq names its product cation diffusion facilitator family transporter. The record is from RefSeq and is a predicted model, not a curated record. Gene Ontology annotation, molecular function: monoatomic cation transmembrane transporter activity. Bases 1 to 1410 code for a protein of 469 amino acids. Lineage: Eukaryota; Fungi; Ascomycota; Eurotiomycetes; Eurotiales; Aspergillaceae. The transcript is spliced from 4 exons. Gene Ontology annotation, cellular component: membrane. Gene Ontology annotation, biological process: monoatomic cation transport; transmembrane transport.
AUGAACCUUUUGCCUUCUCGCACCUCCAGCUUGGCUCCACCCGACCUCGACGAUGAAACCUCUGAGCGGCGUCUUUUCCUGCGUCGUGGAUCUUUGUUGAUUGGACGCAGUAAUCCUCGUUAUGAAUGGCAAAGAUAUUACAAGCCCCCUGAGUCAUUAAAGGAUCUCCCCGAAGCUAUCCGGAAAUAUCAUGAACGAAAUAAUGGAUUAAUUUCCCAAUAUCUCUAUAUUGACCGACUGCUGGACUCUUCGUUACCUCAUAAUCUGAUUGAGGAAUACAACGAAUGCAAUCACUACGGCCCUGCAGGAAAAUGGAGCAAUUCGCUGAACUCUCAAGAAGAGAACGAAGCCGAGACAUUGGAACCACAUCCCAAAAGCGGAAGGAUCAAACGCACUCCGCAUAAUCUCUAUCGAAUCCCCGACGAGACAACUCCAUUGGUCCAAUCCCCUGUGGCAGUUGACAGCCCACCAGACCCAUUCCUCGAUCUGGAAUCGAAUGGUGGGAUGUCGCCAAUUGAGGAGGAGCACGUUAUCAACGUGGCGAUUCGCCUUAACUUCGUUGCCAACGUGGCUCUUCUUGGAUCGAAGAUCGCUAUCAUGGCGAUGACUAGCUCCAUGUCUAUGCUGGCCGGCCUGGUUGACGGAGUUUUGGACUUUCUCAGCACCGUGAUCGUCUGGGUGACCACUAUCAUCAUCCGUCGAGAAGAUCGCAAUCGGUAUCCCAUCAGUCGGCGGCGGUUAGAACCCAUCAGUGUCCUGAUUUUCUCGGUUAUCAUGGUGACUUCAUUUUUCCAAGUCGCUAUAACGUCGAUGAGACAGCUGACUGGAGACGACCGCACGGUUGUUGAGCUCUCCACCCCAUCUCUCGCCCUAAUGGGUGGCACAGUGUUGGUGAAACUGCUUUGCUGGAUGUGGUGCCGGUUGAUUCCGAGUCCGAGUGUUCAGCUACUGGCCCAGGAUGCUAUGACUGACGUCGUUUUCAAUACUUUUAGUAUCAUCUUUCCACUGAUGGGCACUUUCGCAAACCUCUGGUACUUGGAUCCCCUAGGUGGCCUGUUCCUCUCUAUCUACAUCAUGUGGAACUGGGGUCAGACAGCUGCAGAAUAUAUCCGGCGUUUAACGGGUGCAGCGGCCUCUGCUGACGAUCACAGCAUUUUGCUGUACAUGACCAUGCGGUUCUCUCGAGUGAUUCACAAGAUCCAGGAUUUGAAAGCCUACUAUGCGAGUGACAAGCUGAAUGUUGAGGUAGAUCUAGUGGUGGAUGAAAGAACUAGUUUGCGGGAUAGCCAUGACGUUGGUGAGAGCUUACAGUACAUCCUCGAGAGUGUGCCUACUGUCGACCGUGCAUUUGUACACUUGGACUACUACGAGUGGAACUUGCCUAGCCACAUGAACCAGAUGGACCGGUGA